Messenger RNA from Neopsephotus bourkii (Bourke's parrot), 1361 nucleotides. It is a transcript of the gene VPS37D, whose product is annotated as VPS37D subunit of ESCRT-I. The record is from RefSeq and is a predicted model, not a curated record. NCBI's taxonomy places the organism in Eukaryota, Metazoa, Chordata, Aves, Psittaciformes, Psittacidae. The coding region runs from base 269 to 1042 and encodes 257 amino acids. Gene Ontology annotation, biological process: protein targeting to membrane; ubiquitin-dependent protein catabolic process via the multivesicular body sorting pathway; protein targeting to vacuole. Gene Ontology annotation, cellular component: ESCRT I complex. The transcript has 5 exons.
CGGCCCAUGUCCCGGCCCCCGGUGCCGCCCGGUUCCCCGCGCCGCCUCGGCGCGCUCAGCACCGCGCAGCUCCGCGCCCUGCUGCAGGACGAGCCCCGGCUGCAGCGCGCCGCCCGCCUCAGCAGGAAGCCCCCCGCGGGAGCAGGGUCAGGGCUCUCGGGACCCCCCUCAGCCCCGUUCCAGCAGCUUUCCCUGGGCAAAAGCAAAGGGAAUAAAAUAGAAAAUCCUGGCAAAGCGCAGCCCAGCUCCGCUCCUGCCCUUGCCCAAGAUGAAGUUCCAGAGCCUGCAGUUGGAGCGGGAGAUGUGUUUGGCUUCAAACUGCACCCAGGCCAAAGUGAACCUGUCCCUGCGCCCGCAGCUGGAAGACGGGAAGGCUGCCCUAGCCAUCAAGUACCAGGAGCUGCAGGAGAUACGAGAGGCAUGUCGGGACAAGCAGCAGCGCCUGGGUUUAUUGGCAGCCCCAUCCCUUCCUGACACAGAGGCAUACCUGGAGAACUGGAGCCCACAGAGUGCCUUGGGCAAGCUCCAAGCCAAGCUCGAUGCCUCCGAGGCAGAGUCAGAGGCACAGGUAGAGCAGUUCCUGGCCCAGGACCUGCCCCUUGAUUCUUUCCUGGAGUCCUUCUGCCAGAGUCGCACACGCUCCCAUAUCUGCCGGACGCAGCUGGAGAAACUGCAGGAGCUGCUGCAGAAGGACAGGGUGGGCAGGGAUCCUGCGGGCCCCACGGGGUGCCGAGGGGCCCUACCUAGCCUAGCACCAGCCCGCCUAGCCCCAUUGCAGAAUGGAGUAGUCCCCAAAGCCUUCAACCUCUCCUGCGGCUUUGUGCCCACCUUUCUCAUCCCCUCGGAGGCUGUCGUACCCUUUGCCGUGCCAACUGCACCUCCCAGACACCAUCUCCCAGCCCUGGGACACCAGCCAGCAUCUCCCUGCUCCAAAAUCCCCAGCCUCGGUUCGCCCCUGCACCUCGUCGGACACAUCCCCCUGCUCAGCCCUCGGCCCUCCUGCAGACAGCAAGAGCAGAAGCAGGAGCUUCCGCACCGGUAGCGGGGCAGGGAUGGGGGAUGUCCCUGUCAGUUCUGGGGGGCUGCAGAGCCUGUUGGGCAGGCACAGGGUGGGUGCUCACAGAAGGAUGGAAGUGCUUGGCAGGGGUGGGAUGGGGCGGGUGCUGUGGCUGGGCAGUGGGUUCUGCACUUGGGAAGCUGCCUGGGGGAGGUCUCUGCAUCCACAAGAGGAGCAGGGACAGGAGGCGGGGGCUGGUGGCUUGUGGGGGUGUCAGUGGGCUCAGUCAGGUGGGAGGUAGCAGGGAGGAGGACCCAGGAGCACUGGGCACCAUGUGCUUUCUAAAUAAAGGCUCUUUUCCAUG